AUGAACAAGAGAAAGCCCAGGAAGAAGAAGAAGAAGAAGAAGAAGAAGAAGAAGAAGAAGAAGAAGAAGAAGAAGAAGAAGAAGAAGAAGAAGAAGAAGAAGAAGAAGAAGAAGAAGAAGAAGAAGAAGAAGAAGAAGAAGAAGAAGAAGAAGAAGAAGAAGAAGAAGAAGAAGAAAGAGUCAGUCUGUCAGCCCUAA
Molecule: messenger RNA, 198 nt
Organism: Aspergillus puulaauensis
Lineage: Eukaryota; Fungi; Ascomycota; Eurotiomycetes; Eurotiales; Aspergillaceae
Exons: 1
Coding region: 1-198 (65 amino acids)
Biological process (GO): nucleosome assembly
Cellular component (GO): nucleosome
Molecular function (GO): DNA binding; structural constituent of chromatin
Source: RefSeq, a predicted model, not a curated record